Vicia faba (fava bean) is the source of this 1617-nucleotide messenger RNA. The record is from the annotation of a GenBank genome assembly. Lineage: Eukaryota; Viridiplantae; Streptophyta; Magnoliopsida; Fabales; Fabaceae.
AUGUGUUGUUUGAGCUUUAAGAAUUUCACAUAUAUGAUUCUUAUUGCAUUUAUUAUUUUGGCUUCAAAUUUUGAAGAGUGUAAUGCAAGAAGAGGAAAACAUUGGAGACAAAAUAGAGAGGAGAGAGCUUCUAUGUUUAAGAAGAAAGGAAAGAGUUAUGGCAAUGGACAUAACCAUAAUGGUGGAGGUGGAGGAACAAAAUCUAAGGCUUCUCCACCACAAAAAAGCAUUCCCUCAAUCUCACUGCCGCCGCCGCCACCACAAAAAACCAUUCCCUCACCCUUACCACCACCGCCACCAGCACCACAAGAAGAAGUUACACACUUAACUCCACCACCACAAACUUACAUUGGUGCAUCCUCUACCACUUUCAAUGUGCUAGAUUUUGGAGCUAAAGGAGAUGGAAAAAGUGAUGAUACAAAGGGAUUUGAAGCCACGUGGGCUGAAGCAUGUAAAGUAGAGUCAUCAACCAUGUUAAUUCCAGCCGAUUAUGUCUUCUUAGUGGGGCCAAUUGUAUUCUCAGGCCUAUACUGUAAACCCAAAAUCAUUUUCCAGGUGGAAGGAACAAUUAUUGCACCAACAAAUCCUAAUGUUUGGGGCAAUGGACUACUGCAAUGGUUGGAUUUUAUAAAACUAGUAGGAUUUACCAUUCAAGGAAAUGGCAUCAUUGAUGGAAGAGGCUCUGUUUGGUGGCAAGACACUCAAUAUAAUGAUCCUUUAGAUGAUGAAGAAAAACUCUUAGUCCCUUUGAAUAACACACUUAGAACCCCGCCAGUGCAGAUUGAAAGUUCACUAGAAGGAAAAAUGCCAGGAAUCAAACCAACUGCAAUAAGGUUCUAUGGGAGUAUUAAUCCAACAGUCACAGGCAUAACAAUUCAAAAUAGUCCACAAUGCCAUCUCAAGUUUGAUAACUGUAAUGGAGUUUUGGUUCAUGAUGUGACUGUAACGUCCCCUGGUGACAGCCCUAACACUGAUGGAAUUCACUUGCAGAACUCCAGAGAUGUUUUGAUAUACAAAAGCAAUUUAGCUUGCGGAGAUGACUGUAUUUCCAUACAAACUGGAUGCUCAAAUGUAUAUGUACACAAUGUCAACUGUGGACCAGGGCAUGGAAUCAGCAUUGGAGGUCUAGGAAAGGAUAAUACCAGAGCCUGUGUCUCAAACAUUACUAUCAGAGAUGUUAACAUGCAUAAUACAAUGAAUGGAGUCAGAAUCAAAACAUGGCAGGGUGGAUCAGGUUCAGUACAAGGAGUACUAUUCUCAAACAUACAAGUUUCCGAAGUUCAAUUCCCGAUCAUAAUCGACCAAUUCUACUGCGACAAAAGAAACUGCAAAAACCAAACAGCAGCCGUGGCACUCACGGGAAUCAACUACGAAAGUAUAAAGGGAACAUACACAGUUAAACCAGUUCACUUUGCGUGUAGCGAUAGCUUGCCUUGUGUCGAUGUUUCUUUAACAAGUGUGGAAUUACAACCUGUUCAAGACAAAUACCAUAUGUAUGAUCCGUUCUGUUGGGAGACUUACGGUGAACUGAAAACUACAACUGUUCCGCCAAUUGAUUGUCUGCAAAUUGGGAAGCCGCCGAAUAAUCGGAUUCAGACAGCUCAUGAUUUAUGUUGA